This is a messenger RNA of Papaver somniferum (opium poppy), 2023 nucleotides long. Its product is annotated as FGGY carbohydrate kinase domain-containing protein-like. Gene Ontology annotation, biological process: carbohydrate metabolic process. The record is from RefSeq and is a predicted model, not a curated record. Bases 13 to 1887 code for a protein of 624 amino acids. The transcript is spliced from 15 exons. Lineage: Eukaryota; Viridiplantae; Streptophyta; Magnoliopsida; Ranunculales; Papaveraceae. Gene Ontology annotation, molecular function: kinase activity; phosphotransferase activity, alcohol group as acceptor.
CAAAAAAAAAAAAUGAUGUCACCAGAAGAAGAAAAGGGACAAGUAAGUUCCUCAAUUGAUUCUGUCUCUGGUUCUUCUUCCGGAAGAGGUGUACCAACACCACUUCAUUCUCAUUCUCACUCCUCAAAUACAAACCCUGAUUCCAUGAACUCUGUUGAAAUGGUUACCUCUUUUCCCUCUCGCACCAUUUUCCUUGGUGUUGAUGUUGGUACUGGAAGUGCUCGUGCAGGUCUAUUUGAUGAUACUGGGAAGCUUCUAGGUUCAGCUAGUAGCCCCAUACAGAUAUGGAAGGAUCACGAUUGUGUUGAGCAAUCCUCUACAGAUAUCUGGCACGCAAUCUGUGCAGCAGUGAAAGCAGCGUGCUCUCUAGCAAAUGUUAGUGGUGACGAAGUAAGUGGUCUAGGAUUUGCGGCCACAUGUUCUCUAGUCGCCGUGGAUGCUGAUGGUUCUCCAGUGACGGUCUCUUUGAGUGGUGAUGCAAGACGUAACGUUAUAGUAUGGAUGGACCAUAGAGCCAUAAAGCAAGCCGAAAGGAUCAAUACCUGCAAUUCACCUGUAUUGCAGUAUUGUGGUGGGGCUCUAUCCCCUGAGAUGCAACCUCCAAAGCUUUUAUGGGUUAAAGAAAACUUGCAAGAAUCCUGGUCCAUGACAUUUAGGUGGAUGGAUUUGAGUGACUGGUUGUCAUACAGAGCAACAGGCGAUGAUACACGAAGUCUCUGCACCACAGUGUGCAAAUGGACAUAUCUUGGUCAUGCUCACAUGCAUCAGAUGAGUGAGAAAGAUUCCCGAGAUAUGGAAGCUUGUGGGUGGGAUGAUGACUUUUGGGAGGAGAUUGGCUUGGGUGACCUUGUAGAUGGACAUCAUGCUAAAAUCGGACGGAGUGUUGCUUUUCCUGGCCAUCCUCUAGGCGCUGGUCUGACUCGAGCUGCUGCUAAGGAGCUUGGACUUGUGGCAGGAAUUCCUGUUGGAACUUCGUUGAUUGAUGCUCAUGCUGGUGGUGUGGGUGUAUUGGAGAGCAGACCCAUAUCGGGGGAGAAUUAUAAAGAGGGUGACAAGGAAAAUAUAUGCCACCGGAUGGUGCUAGUCUGUGGUACAUCUACCUGCCAUAUGGCUGUGUCGGAAAGCAAACUGUUCAUUCCUGGGGUUUGGGGACCCUUCUGGUCAGCGAUGGUACCUGAAUACUGGCUCACUGAAGGUGGUCAAAGUGCAACUGGUGGUUUAUUAGAUUAUAUAAUUGAUAACCAUGUCGCUGCUCCUCUUCUUGCAAAUCGUGCCGCUUCUCGAAGUAUUUCCCUGAUGGAGCUACUGAACAAGAUAUUAGAAACACAGAUGAACGACUUGAAAGCCCCUUUUCUUUCUGCCUUGACUGAAGACUUGCAUGUUCUUCCCGACUAUCAUGGAAAUAGAUCUCCCAUGGCAGAUCCAAAAUCAAAAGGGAUAGUUAGUGGUUUAACUCUUGAUACCGGUGAGAAACAACUAGCACUUUUAUAUCUUGCCACAAUUCAGGGUAUUGCAUACGGAACACGGCAUAUUGUGGAACACUGCAACUCCCAUGGGCACAAAAUCGACACGCUACUUGCUUGUGGCGGACUCUCCAAAAACCACUUGUAUAUCCAAGAACAUGCUGACAUCACUGGAUGUCCUAUAAUUCUCCCUAGAGAAAAAGAAUCUGUGCUCUUGGGUGCUGCCAUUCUCGGUGCUGUUGCUGCAAAAAAGUAUUCUGGUCUGCAUGAUGCCAUGAAAGCUCUGAACGCCUCUGGUCAGAUUAUUCAUCCAUCUACAAACCCAAAUGUGAAGAAGUUCCAUGAUGCAAAAUACCGGGUUUUUAAGGAGUUAUAUGAGCAACAGCUGUCUCAUCGCUCGAUCAUGAAAGAAGCACUGUCAUAGGUCAAACUGUACAUUUGAUGACUAUGGUUGUUAGUAGGUUAAAUUUAUUAUUUUGUAAAUACAGCUCCUUGGAAUUUACCUUCUGGAUAUUGUCAAAUUUGCGAAUUGAUACUAUUUCCUAUAUGUUGCUUCCUGA